Molecule: messenger RNA, 2434 nt
Organism: Rubroshorea leprosula
Lineage: Eukaryota; Viridiplantae; Streptophyta; Magnoliopsida; Malvales; Dipterocarpaceae
Source: the annotation of a GenBank genome assembly
UUCAUUGCACGUUUUGGAAAAACCCAUUAAGGACCCAUUUGUAACGAAGUAAAAUAAGAUUCAGACAGAAUCAAAUCCCCCAUUGGAUUUUUCGAAUUAUCCUUUUAUGGUUUUGGUAACCAAGGGAAAAUGGCGGCGAUAGCGAAAAGAGGCUACCGGAGUUCGCAUGUUUUGUUGGUGACAAUGGCGGUGGAGCUGCUGAUUAUGGUCUCCGUUUGCUCUGCAACUACCCCAUCCAGAAAAAUCUUGGCAGAUGCUAAUGUUGCACCUCGACCUGUUCAACUGAGAAAAGAACGUGAGCAAGUAGUGGUUGAUAAUGGACUUGUUCGAGUCACUUUGUCAACCCCUGGCGGCUUUAUCACCGGAAUUCAAUACAACGGAAUUAAUAAUGUGCUUGCAACCGUAGACCGUGAGGAUCGAGGGUACUGGGAUGUCGUCUGGAAAGGAGAAACCUAUGACCAACUCGCAACCACAAAUUUUAACAUUGUUACUCAAAACGACAACCAAGUAGAGCUUUCGUUCUCCAGAACAUGGAGUUCCUCCAAACAGGGCAAGGCCGUUCCCUUAAUCGUAGACAAAAGGAUUAUUGUGCGACGAGGGGUUCCUGGAAUCUAUAUGUACGCCAUAAUGGAGCGUCUGGCGGAGUUCCCUACGGUCGAAAUGUCUCAAAUAAGGAUAGUUCUUCGGCCCCGACAAGACAUGUUUCGGUACAUGGCGAUAUCGGACAACCGGCAGAGGAUUAUGCCGACUGAGGCAGAUCGAGAUGAAGACCGCAGUGAGCCUCUUGCUUACAAAGAAGCAGUUCUAUUGACCAAUCCCUCCGAUCCUGACCUUAGAGGACAGGUGGAUGACAAGUAUCAGUACUCAAUCGAGGACAAGGAUAACAGGGUUCAGGGCUGGAUGUCCAAUAAGCCACUGGUGGGAUUAUGGAUGAUCACGCCCAGUGAUGAGUUUCGUGUUGGUGGGCCAAUGAAGCAGGACCUUACCUCUCACGCCGGCCCAACCCUGCUCAAUAUGUUUGCUAGUACUCAUUUUGCCGGGAACGAUAUGGACACAGAAUACAAACAAGGAGAGCCCUGGAAAAAGGUUUUCGGCCCAGUCUUGGUCUACCUUAAUUCGGGUUCUCCACGGGAUAACUACAAGACACUCUGGGAAGAUGCUAAAAGACAGAUGUGGGAAGAAGUUAAAAAUUGGCCUUACAAUUUUGUUGCAUCAAAAGAUUUUCCUGUUGCUGAUCAACGAGGACAAGUUUCAGGCCAAUUAGUAGUUGUUGACCGGUAUGUUUCCAAUAAACCAGUUUUUGCCAAUUCUGCCCACGUGGGGUUGGCAGCACCUGGAGGUGUUGGUUCAUGGCAAACAGAAACCAAGGGUUAUCAGUUCUGGACAGAAGCUGACAGGCAAGGUGGGUUCGUAAUAAACAAUGUCCGACCUGGGAAUUACAAUCUGUUUGCUUGGGUUCCUGGUGUUGUCGGAGAAUACAAAUUAGAUGUUAAUGUUACAAUCACACCAGGAGGCAAUAUCAAUUUGGGUUUACUUACCUACAAUGCUCCUAGAAAUGGUCCGACAUUGUGGGAAAUCGGAAUCCCGGACCGCACAGCUGCAGAGUUCUUCAUCCCAGACCCAUACCCGACACUUCUUAACCCAUUGUACAUUGAUCAGGAGAGAUUUAGGCAAUACGGAUUAUGGGAUCGGUAUGCUGAGAAGUACCCUCAGAAUGAUCUUGUAUUCACCGUUGGUGUUAGUAAUUACACCCGGGAUUGGUUCUAUGCUCAUGUUACUAGGAACAUUGGAGAAGGUACUUAUCGACCAACCACAUGGAAAGUUGUAUUCCAGCUCAAUAACGUGCCUCCUACCGGAAGUUACACGCUCCAAUUGGCCUUAGCAUCGGCCAGUAUUGCUAAAGUGCAGGUUCGGUUCAACGAUGCCAAAUGGCCUGAUUUUUCAACAGGAAGAAUAGGGUCAGACAAUGCAAUUGCGAGACAUGGAAUCCAUGGAUUGUAUAGAUUUUACACCUUUCAAGUGCCUAGCCAUAAACUCAAGGAGGGUGACAACACAAUCUCUCUUACUCAGUCACUGAGCAUAUCACCAUUCCAAGGAGUUAUGUAUGACUACAUUCGUUUGGAAGGACCUGGACAGUGAUCAUGUACAGAUUAAUUGUUCAUAUUCUUCACAGUAUAGUCCUAUAAGUAUAUACAAAUUCAUACAGGGUGAAAAAGAAAGAGGAAACAUUAAAUUAGAGCAAAUUCAUACUGGGUAAAUUUGUAGAUCCAUGAGGUUUAGUGACAUCAAUUCGGUAAAUGCCUUGUCACUGACCCAAGAUUUCAUUUGGCUUAUUCUUUGUUUUCAUAGAAUUGGAUAAUUUUGUUUAUUGUUUGCAUCAAGGAAGGUUUGAGGCCUGGAUAUACCUGUAACUAAAUAAGCAUGAGUCAUUAAG